Molecule: messenger RNA, 1505 nt
Organism: Ostrinia furnacalis (Asian corn borer)
Lineage: Eukaryota; Metazoa; Arthropoda; Insecta; Lepidoptera; Crambidae
Product: 7-methylguanosine phosphate-specific 5'-nucleotidase-like
Exons: 6
Coding region: 176-1072 (298 amino acids)
Cellular component (GO): cytoplasm
Molecular function (GO): 5'-nucleotidase activity; magnesium ion binding
Source: RefSeq, a predicted model, not a curated record
UGUCAGUUCUCUUCUGUCGGAUCAAGGGCGCACACGGGUUAUCAACGCUAUUAAUAUUUUCGAUUGUUAUAUUCUUGCAAGUUUUAUAAAUUAAUUAAUAUUUAUAAAGCAGAAAAUUAUUAAUUAUUUGUUGGGCUGAUCGGUUAGUAGUGUGCAGAAUAAAAAAAUUGUGUUGAUGAAAAUGAAGUUGCUAUCCAGCAUCAGGGAUAUACCUGAAUUUAACAAUGAGAAUGUGCACGUAAGGAAUGAACAAGAAUUGUUGGAAAAACUUAACACGAUUAUCAAAGAUGGACAUGGAAAUUUGCAAAUAGUUACCGAUUUUGAUCAUACAUUGACAAAACAUUCCUUGGAAAACGGAUCGCCUGUUCUCACUAGUUUUGGAAUGUUCAGGGAGUGCCCUUCAAUACCUCAAGAGUACAAAGAUGAGGACAACAGGCUCGCUGACAUAUACAAGCCCAUCGAGCGAGACCCACACAUGUCCCUGGAGGAAAAGACUAAACAUAUGGUCGAUUGGUAUAAUGCAGCUCACGCACAACUCAAAGGUGUCACUUUUCCAAGGCAAGAGUUGAUGGCUAUUGGACACAAGAUGAUAGAUAGUUUUAGGGACGGCGUGCACGAGCUGGUGUCGUGGAGCCAGCGGCAGCAGGUGCCGGUGCUGGUGUUCUCGGCGGGGCUGGGCGACUCGGUGCAGGCCGCGCUCACGGCCGCCGGCUUCCUGCUCCCGCACGUCAAGGUGGUGUCCAACUUCCUUGCGAUCGGCGACAACGACAAAAUAGUGGGCAUAAAGGGCGACGAUGUGAUCCACACAUUGAACAAAAACGAGACGGCGAUCAAGAACACGGAGUACUACGAGAUGGUGAAGGAGCGCCGCAACGUGCUGCUCAUGGGCGACAGCAUCGGCGACGCGCGCAUGGCCGAAGGCAUGGAGCACUGCGCCGCCGUCGUCAAGCUCGGCUUCCUGGGCCACAACGUGCGCGACAGCUUGCCCAAGUACCAGAGCCAGUUCGACGUCGUGCUCGUCAACGAGCCCAGCGUGCGCCUGCCCAACGCCAUACUCCAGCUGCUCGCCUGACGCAUGCACUGCCUAGCCAAUUCUUAGUUUUAGUUAGCGCAAUCUCCCCUCGGACUCUCACUCCCGACGUGUUACGAUUUUUUUGUCAUAAUACCAACGAUAGUAUUCUUUUGUUUGCGAAGCAAAAUUACGUUUUAUACAUCCGUAGGACGUACUUACGGGUUGAGUGUGAGUUUAAUAUAUCAAACGCGCUUAAAAAUGUAUGAAAAUUUUAGUUUUUGAACGUUUCCCGCUAGGGGCGCCUCUGUCGCCUACAUUUAAUGUCAUUUUUUUGAGCGCGUUUGAUGUAAACUCACACUAGGCCAUCUGAUGAUUUAUUUUGUUAUUUUUAAAAUGUAUACUAAAAUGAGUUAUUACAAAGUUUAUGUGUGGUUUUAUAAUACGUUGAUUUUCUCCACUUUUAUGUUUGCCUUGUUAAGUGAUAUUGUCAUAA